Messenger RNA from Stegostoma tigrinum, 8607 nucleotides. RefSeq names its product ribosomal protein S6 kinase alpha-2. Gene Ontology annotation, molecular function: magnesium ion binding; ATP binding; ribosomal protein S6 kinase activity. Lineage: Eukaryota; Metazoa; Chordata; Chondrichthyes; Orectolobiformes; Stegostomatidae. Gene Ontology annotation, biological process: intracellular signal transduction; protein phosphorylation. The record is from RefSeq and is a predicted model, not a curated record. The transcript is spliced from 26 exons. Bases 157 to 2703 code for a protein of 848 amino acids.
UUCAUUGAAAUGUGGACGUAUAAAAAGUAAUCUCAAAAGCCACUGAUUCUGAGUGCAAAAACAGGUUGAUGUGCCAGCAAUGUACUGCUGGCUGUAUGUGAUUACAGUACAGUCGAAGCAUAUCACAUUCAAGCAAGAAACAAGAACAGCCAUGGAAUGAGAACUUCUGUGUCAAUGAACAGUUUGAGAAGGUUCCAAACACUUGGGAAAUUUCAGCAUCCCGAGCAAUUCGCACAAAGUAUGAAAUACUGGAUUAUGUCCCCUGGCAACCCUUUACCUGAAAACUGUAUCGACAAGAAGGCAGUUAACAUACAAGAGUCAUAUGGCUGGCAGGAAACCAGAAUACUCAGAGGAAACUCAUGCAGGAAUGGGGAGAGCAUGCAAAUUCCACACGGACAGUUGCUGAGGAUGGAAUCCAAUCCAGGUCCCUGGUGCUGUGAGGCAGUCAUGGAUGAAGGUAUCGUGAAAGAAAUAGAUAUCAGCAACCACGUAAAGGAAGGCUUUGAAAAGGCAGAUCCUUCUCAGUUUGAAUUGCUCAAAGUGCUGGGUCAGGGAUCCUAUGGAAAAGUAUUUCUCGUUAAGAAAAUAAAAGGAUCCGACGCUGGGCAGCUCUAUGCCAUGAAGGUAUUAAAGAAGGCGACACUGAAAGUACGUGAUCGAGUCAGGUCAAAAAUGGAACGUGACAUACUGGUUGAAGUCAAUCAUCCUUUCAUAGUAAAAUUGCAUUAUGCAUUCCAGACUGAAGGAAAAUUGUAUCUGAUUUUGGAUUUCCUAAGAGGCGGUGAUCUUUUUACAAGACUAUCCAAAGAGGUAAUGUUUACAGAAGAAGACGUCAAAUUUUAUCUAGCCGAGCUGGCCUUGGCUUUAGACCACCUGCAUGGCCUUGGGAUCAUUUACAGGGACUUAAAACCAGAAAAUGUACUUCUAGAUGAAGAUGGCCACAUUAAAAUAACAGACUUUGGACUCAGCAAGGAGGCUGUUGACCAUGACAAAAGAGCCUAUUCCUUCUGUGGGACAAUAGAAUAUAUGGCUCCCGAAGUAGUUAAUCGGCGUGGUCAUGCACAAAGUGCAGACUGGUGGUCCUUUGGUGUUUUAAUGUUUGAGAUGUUAACAGGGUCGUUGCCUUUCCAAGGCAAGGACAGGAAAGAAACCAUGGCACUUAUACUCAAAGCUAAACUGGGAAUGCCACAAUUCUUAAGCCCAGAAGCCCAAAGCCUUUUGCGAGCACUCUUCAAGAGGAAUCCUUGCAACAGAUUAGGUGCUGGACCUGAUGGAGUUGAGGACAUAAAACGACACAGCUUCUUUGGAACUACAGACUGGAAUAAGCUAUACAGGAAAGAAAUUACACCUCCAUUUAAACCAGCUGUGGGGAGACCAGAGGAUACGUUUCACUUUGACCCUGAAUUCACAUCAAAGACACCAAUUGGGAAAACUAUCUAUAAUAGGAAAAAGCAGGUCAAGGUGCCUUGUGAGCCACCCAACGUUCAGCUAUUAACUCCCUGUGAUGAGAGAAUCCUUGCUUUUUUGGGAGAGGACAGAUGCAGAUAUGCCGAAACUUCCAUAUCCCAGCAACCAAACUCACCUGGUGUGCCUCCAAGUGCCAACACACAUCAGCUUUUCCGAGGUUUCAGUUUUGUCGCCACCAACCUUGGCCAAGAGCAUACACAGUCUGAUUCUCGACAACUGAUUGACCAUUCGAUUGUGCAGCAGCUACACAGGAAUAAUAUUCAUUUCACAGAUGGCUAUGAGUUGAAAGAGGAUGUUGGUAUUGGAUCAUAUUCUGUGUGCAAGCGAUGUGUUCACAAACUCACAUCAGUGGACUAUGCUGUAAAGAUCAUUGACAAAAGCAAAAGAGAUCCAUCAGAGGAAAUUGAAAUUUUAUUGCGAUAUGGACAACAUCCAAAUAUUAUCACCCUGAAGGAUGUGUAUGAUGAUGGAAAGUAUUUGUAUCUUGUCAUGGAACUAAUGAGAGGAGGGGAACUGCUUGACAGGAUUCUACGGCAGAAGUGUUUCUCAGAAAGAGAGGCCAGUGCAGUACUUUACACAAUCACAAAGACUGUGGAGUACUUACACUCACAAGGGGUUGUUCAUCGAGAUUUGAAGCCAAGUAACAUUUUGUAUGUGGAUGAAUCAGGAAAUCCAGAAUCCAUUCGAAUUUGUGACUUUGGUUUUGCUAAGCAACUCCGAGCUGAGAAUGGCCUUCUAAUGACUCCAUGUUAUACUGCCAACUUUGUCGCACCUGAGGUGCUCAAGAGGCAAGGAUAUGAUGCAGCCUGUGACAUGUGGAGUUUGGGGAUUCUACUUUACACCAUGCUGGCAGGAUUCACACCAUUUGCUAAUGGGCCUGAAGAUACUCCUGAAGAAAUCUUGGCACGCAUUGGAAGUGGGAAAUAUGCCCUCAGCGGAGGAAACUGGGAUACAAUUUCUGAUGCUGCCAAGGACAUGGUAUCUAAACUGCUGCACGUAGAUCCUCAUCAAAGGCACACAGCUGCACAGGUCCUUCGACAUCCCUGGGUAGUGAAUCGGGAUUUUCUAUCACAGAAUCAGCUCAGCAGACAUGAUGCCCAUUUAGUCAAGGGUGCAAUGGCUGCCACAUACUUCGCUUUAAACCGCGCACCUCAGGCACCAAGAUUAGAACCUGUAAUGGCAUCAAAUCUGGCUCAACGAAGAGGAAUGAAAAGAUUGACUUCUACAAGACUAUAACAACUAUUGACAACAACUCUAGAAAGUCUUUUUUUAUUCAUUAUAUGUAAAAAUAAGUGAUCCUUUCCUGGCCAAUGCAAGAGGCCCCAAAUGACCCAAAGUAUUCAGAGGUUGAGCCUAGUUUAAGGCUUUUACUAUUCGGUAUCAAAGGAUAAUUCACGUUACUUGUAAUGCUGUAAAGAUAACAGGAGAUGAACAAACACCAUUUCCUUUUCUUGAAUGUGUUAGCUUUUUGCCUGAUGUUUUAAAAGAACAGACAAAUACUGAUUGUGUAGACUAGGCUUAACCUCUUUCAUAAGUGGAAAAGGAGAAAUAGACAAGUGGUUUGAGAAAACGCUUGUAUUUGAAGCUCUAGAAAGGAUGGAGCAAUGCUGUUACCUCUAAUUGUUAAAAAAAGAAGGGACUAAAACUAAAACAUUAGUUUGGAAUAGAGAAUUCUCUACUGAGAAUCCUGUUUAAAGGUUUAUGGUGGCUUAACUGUUUUUAUUUUUCUUUCGGGAGACAGCAAUUCUGCUCCAGUGAAAUGUUUAUGAAUCAACCAGACACCCUCAUUGACAUUUUCAUUUUCUAUAAUUACAUUUUUUCAUGUCCUGUAAUAAUGUGAAGUUGCAAAAAGCACAAUGUAUUUUGACAAUGGAAGGACAUGAGGCUGUAAGCACUUUUUUUUUCGUUGAUGGGUACAUGUGGAAUACUGUGAUAAGACAACGCAAUAGCAACCAAAAUUUCACUUGGUUCUACAUAGUCCUGUUUCUAAAUGUGGCUUUAACCUGUGGUUUUGUAUGAUGUGCUUACAUUGAAAGAAGUAUUAUGCCUUAAUAGGGCAUUUAUUAGUGUUAGAAUCAGUAAUGCUGUGAUUCUACUAUUAAUAAUCAAAUAAGAUACUGGGAAACAAUGUUUCUUCUCCCCAGUUUUCUUCCUGCUGUAUCUCACUGGAAGACAUUGACCUCCUGCUGCACUACAUGAUGAGCAGUUAGCUUCAAACACCUCACUUAAGAAGUCAUUACUUGCAUGUGUGAACCUUGACAGUAAUGAUGGAAGGGUUUUCACUCAUGGGGAACUAUUGCUGAGCUUGAUUCUGCCUUUACCUAACAAUAAAACUAACAACAUUUUAUUGAAGUUUUUUGUCUUCCCCUUAAAUCAGGACAAUUUACAAGAAAUAUCCAAGUAAGAGAAAAAGACUUUUUGAGAGGAGAGGAAUGUUCUGAUUGAUCAGUAAGUAGACUCUGUUUAGUAGAAGUAUUGCUGUGGAGAAUAGCACCAUUCAACAAUGACUGACUGUUAACCACCAAGUACUGUUUAUAUUUUAAAAAGGCAGGGAGGUGGACUCUGAUUGUUCAAGGCACAGACCUGAGAAAUGAUACAGCAAACUGCUGUGCUCUAUUUUGCAUUAAAGCACAUGCAGUUUUGUGUUCAUGGUCUUUCUGUCUGCACAAAAAGAGUCUUAUGUAUUAAUAUAUGAAGCUUCCAGUGCAUUAUGCAAUUUUGCCAUAUCAUGACUGACAAUGUGGCGUGGCAGCCAGUGUCCUGUUCAUUGCAUACAGAAAGAACAUGUACACAUACUGUGCCUAUUUCAAAUAAAAUAGGUGACAGUCACUCUCCUGUUUAUUUGCUAUAGCGUGUCUUGACCAGAGUCAAACUACCUUGUUUUAAGCUUGUCAGUCAGUAUUGAGUGGGCACAUUCAAGAGAAUUCCUCAACUAAUCAGAGUUCACUUGCUAACCAAUCCGCAGGCUCUUCUCAUACAUUUUAAAUAGUUUCCUUUGCUUUGUUUUUUCUUGCAAAUUGUCUUGAUGACUGUAAAAUAAAAAUCUUCAAUAAAAUGUGACUGUUCUCAGUUAUCCUCAAAUUCUGUACUACUAGACGACUACUAAAAUAAACACCAGCACUUUGAGCAUGGGUUGUCCACAGUGAUCAGGAAAAUCCUGGCCAAUUUUGCUCUCCCGAAUUCACAUAUACCAAAGUUAAUUGUUGAGACCUUACACCAACCUGGCUAAGAGUCACUCACCAAGCAGUCAGAUGUAUUUUGUCAUGAGCAACUCACAGGAAAAUAUUUGGUACGUUUGGAAUUGUUGGCAUUGUUCUGCACAUGAAAUGUCAGUGAAAAGUAUUCAGUGACAAUUUAUCAAAAGGACAUGAGAGAGAUGUUGCUUAAAUUGGAGAGAGAGGGAACGGUCUUGCAAGAUUGGGUCACUGUACUUCAUGUACUUCAUGCCACUUUAGGGGGAGUAACUUGUGGGCAGCUCCCUACAGAGCUGGCCCAUUCAUACCUUCCUGGGAAAGGAUUUAAACAUGGACAGGAAGAUUACUGCCACAGGCAUCCUGAGUCUGAUAGACUUCCAGAAAUGAGUGUCAAACUGUCUUUUAUCUUCCCCAUUGCAGUGGAGUAUACAUAUGAACCUUUCUGAUUAUUAGGUAACCCAACUUACACUACUGCCAGGAAGAUUACUCUUGUGCUUUGUGAUGAGGCAUGGUUCGUUAAAAUUUCCUUAUCUCUCACUUCAAAACCCAGGGCUUUGGGGUUAUUAUUUGCCUCUGUUUCUCGUGUCAAAAGUCACAAGACGAUGGAUGUGAAAAAGAAAGCGGCUUUUGAAGUAAAUGAGUAAAGUUAGUUUUUAUUUGGAACAUGACUAAAGCUUAAGUACAUUUUUUCUUCAUUUAUGUGAUAAAAUGUCGCUGGCUGGACCAGCAUUUCUUGUACAUUCAUUAUUACCCUUGAGAAAGUGGUGGUGAGCGGCCCCUAAGCCCAUUUAGUGUAGGUACACCAUUAGGAAGGGGGUUAAAAGAUUAUGAUUCAGCGACACUGAAGCAAUAUAUUUCCAAGUCAGGAUGAUCUCUGUCUUGGAGGGGAACUUACAAAUGGUGGUGUGUACACUCAGGACAGGACAAAGAAGAACUCUGCUAAAUAGCAACUCAAUUACUUGUGAGGGAUGUAUCACUUGAGAAAAUAAAUACGGAGUUUGGACUUCACAUUUCAUUCUGUAUAAGAGACACUGACAUCUUCAAAUAUUGAAACAUCCCUCACUAAGAUAUCUCACAUUGCAUUUCUGAGUAUAAAUACAUAGAAGACUUCAAGGACAUUUUAAUCUCACAUUCAGGUUUUGUUAUUUAACUAGCUUUCAGAAACAUAGGAAACGAUGGAGGAACUAGGAUUUUUUUUUAAAAGAGUCAAAUUUUCAUGCUAUCGCGUUAGUGGGAAGCAGAGUCAUAGAAUUCCUUACAGUGUGGAAACAGGCCAUUUGGCCCAUCAAGUCCACACCACCUCUCUGAACAGCAUCCCACCUAGACCCACCCCCCCUACUUUAUUUCUGCAACCUUACAUUUACUAUGGCUAAUCCACCUAGCCUGCACAUCUCUGUACACUCUGGCUAACUUAGCUUGGCUGAUCCAUCUAAUCUGCAUACCUUUGGACUGUGGGAGGAAACCAGAUCACCUGGAGGAAAGCUACGCAGACAUGGGUACAACAUGGAAACUCCACACAGACAGUCGCCUGAGGCUGAAUCAAACCCAGGUCCCUGACACUGUCAGGCAGCAGUGCUAACCGUUGAGCUCUGUGGCAUCCAAAUGCUUAAAAACUAGGUCUACAGGAAUUAGGGGGCAAACCCACUCGCAAGUAUCCAAUGAGGUCAGCAGCAGAACCACAACCGGCUGGUCAGUAGGACUGUGCCGGCAAGCAAUGGAGAUCUUUAACAAUUACAGAGUCAGCCACUGCCUGGGCUGCAGGAUUAGCUGGUUCAUACUUUGGUUGAGAGCUUGAAGAAUGUUUUAGAAAAGCCAAUUUGGGAAGUGUGCGUGGGUGAUUGUUUAACAAGGACUAAGGUGUUAAUAUAUCAGAUGUAAAUCAUAUUAUUUUCGCAUACUAGUAAUGAGUAAGAACAUUGUAAAAAUAAAUCAAUUGCCGUCUGUACAGCACAUGCUGUGGUGAAUUGGCAAGCAGAGUGUCACAAUGGCUUGAAACUGUGAUGCACUGCAGAUACCAGCUUGCAUAAUGAACGUAAUACCAAUUUCACUUACUGAGCAGAUUCAGCUCAAUAGGACUGGCAGAACACUUGUGAUCUAUCUAUCCUGACUGCCAUACUGGUUUGUUAUACACCCGUCAUAAAGAAGCAAAGUAAAAAUUUCUAACCUAAAAAGAAACAGAUAAUGCAUCUCUAGCAGCAUGUACAGUGAAACAGAGUUAACAUUUCAGGUCCAUGGCCAUCUGGGCCGUCAGUACCACACAACCAGUAGUGAUGACUGUACUGGCCAAUAUGUAGCAGGGGAAGUUCGCCCUCUGCUGGACUGAUUCAGUUAGCACAUAAGGCUCAUCGUGUUGUUUCUGAUUAUCUCAACAGCUACCAAAAUCAUCUGAAUGUGGGACAUAACUAGAAUUCAUGUUACCUUCUGCUCGUCACACUGCAACCUCUCUGGUGAAGUGGGAAGUUUUUAAAGCAUCUUUAUGUCAUAUAAUGAUGCAUAUAUUAACUCAAAAGUAUUCUCAAUGUAAGAACAAGAAUAAUCCGUCAUUAUUUCUGACCGAAUGCUGCAGCAAUUUCAGGUGAGGACAAAUGUUUUGUACCAUAAUAACUUGCACCAUUUGCACCAUUUUGUACAAACCUUUCAGCAGUUGUCAGGGUGAUUAUCAUCACUAUUAAUUAGUUAAGAGUGGGUCUAACUAACAUAAGGCAUCACCAUCACUUUGCCACAAUAAACUUUGGCUCUUUACACUCAAUUGAUCCUUGUGGUGCAAUUGAUUAAUUGAAAGUUCUAAAUAUAUUUUAAAGAAAAUUAAAGAAUCUUCUAGGAAAUGGUGAAACUUUUCCUUGCAUUAUAGUUAAGUGCAGUUAUAUCAAAUUGUUCUGUAUUAUUUUAAUGAACCAGUGGCCCAUUUAAAGAGUGAACGACAACAGCACAGGAAUUUAGUGAAAAACAUCUGUCACUGCACUAAAGGAGAUGCUCACUCUCUACUGAUUGCUAAAAUUGAGAGAACUGCAGCAAAGACAAAGAAUCCCAUUCGAUUUCUUUUCCUCCAAUUCAUGUAGGGUGUAGAUCUGCGGAAUUUGUUCUCAGUUUACAGUGAUCUGUCUCUCAAUCAAUAUCUCAGUCAGGAAAUUUUACAGAGCAACCAUUAGGCAAACUUUGCAAGACUGUCCUGUGAAACAUUGAACUCAACCAGAGCAGCAUUAAGGUUUUAAGAGUCCCUAAACGUGAAAAAUUCUGCUUGCCAUGAUGAAUAUUUCCAGCAUUUUCUAUUUUUAAUCAUUUCAAGCAAUUUCUGUGCCAUGACAGCAGACGGCAAAUCAAUGAGCAAUUGAUGCAUUGAGCUAGUUCAAACAAAGUCUGUCCUCCCUCCUUAUCUUCUUUUGUCUGCUGACCUGUUUGUCUCAGAUAACCACUUCAAUUUUAGCUGCAUCCUGAUUGCGCAUUUUGUGCAUGAGCAGCCAGUCAAAUUGAUAACUCUCCCUAACAUAUGGUAGAGGUUCCUUCGGGCCAGUAUGGACUAAUGCAUGGUACACUGAGUGCAAAUGGACUAGAAACAGACAGUUGUUGGGCGGAAUAGAGACAAACUAUUUCUUUUGACAGUGGAGUAGGGAAAAGAAAAAUCAUAACCUUAAAAUUAGAACUGGAAGUUUAGGGGUGAUGUCAGGAAACACUUCUACAAUUCUUCAAAGGUUAAUGGAGAUCUGGUAAUGCCUCCUGCAAACAGUUGUUGAACGUAGCUCAACUGAACUUUCAAAAUUGAGAUUGCCAGUUCUUUUUUAUUUAUGCAAGAGUAUAAAAGGAUCAAAGUAGGUAUGUGAAGUUAAAGAUACAGAUUAAGCAUUAUUUAACUGAGUGGCAGAGCAGGCUCAAGGAUCUAAAUAAUAACUUGCUUUUUCCAUAUUCCUAGCCCAUUUUUGUCAAAACAUAUUUUACCAGAGAGCAGUUU